AUAAUAAAUUUUAAGUACAAAAUACGUCAAAAUAUCUGUGUUAUAUCAUAUCUGUGUUUCGUGUCCGUAUCCAUGCRGAGAGUAAAACUAGAGAGUAAUCUCACAAUUGAAAUGAGGCCGUCUGAUAAAUUGAUUUCAAAAUUUUCAUGACGUUUGCCUUAGCUCAGGUACACGUUUACCAUUCUCAACUCAUCACAUUCACAGCUAUAUAUAGCAGUUCAGUUCUUUAGACCAUCUCAAUCCUCGGCCCCAAACUUCACUGCUUUAUAGAAAAAAAAAUAAAAUAUACCAAAUUAUGCUGCCUUCUUCAGGCUCUCCCAUUUUCCAUUUAGUGCUUGCGUUUCUUCUCUCAUUUUCACUUUCAAACUCGGCUCCAUUGGAGCAAGCUUUUUUCCAAUGUCUCUCUGUCAAUUCCCAACUUUCUGCCCCUCCCUUCUCGGUUUGUGAUCCAAACAAUGCUUCAUUCACCACUCUUCUUCAGUCCACUGCGCAAAACCUCAGAUACUUGGAUGCUUCAGUUCCGAAGCCGGAGUUUAUCUUCAUUCCACUCCUUGACAGCCAUGUCCAAGCAGCUGUAAUUUGCUCGAAGAAGCUCCGAAUACAUCUCAGAGUGCGUAGCGGUGGCCAUGACUACGAGGGUCUCUCUUAUGCUUCGGAAAUCGAAACCCCUUUCAUUGUUGUAGACCUCACCAAACUCCGGUCGGUCGAGGUGAAUAUUGAAGAUAACAGUGCUUGGGUUCAGGCUGGUGCUACGGUUGGUGAAGUUUACUACAGAAUCUCAGAGAAAAGCGAAGUCCAUGGCUUCCCUGCUGGCCUUUGCACUAGCUUAGGCAUUGGCGGGCACAUAACAGGCGGUGCAUAUGGCUCUAUGAUGAGAAAAUAUGGCCUCGGUGCUGAUAAUGUCAUUGAUGCUCGGAUCGUCGACAUUAAUGGCAGAAUUCUUGACCGAGCGGCCAUGGGAGAGGACCAUUUUUGGGCCAUAAGAGGGGGAGCUGGAGGCAGCUUUGGGAUUAUUCUGUGGUGGAAGUUGCAGUUGGUUCCUGUUCCAGAAACUGUGACAGUCUUCACAGUUCCCAAGACCUUGGAGCAAGGUGCCACUCAAGUCCUAUAUAAAUGGCAGCAAGUUGCACAUAAGUUAGAUGAAAACCUGUUCAUCAGAGUCAUAAUACAACCAACAAGUGAUAAAGCAACAAAAAAAAGAACCAUUACAACUGCUUACAAUGCACUUUUUCUUGGAGAUUCCAACAGGCUCCUCCAAGUUAUGGGAAAAAGCUUCCCUGAAUUGGGUUUGACACCAAAAGAUUGUAUUGAAACCAGCUGGAUUAAAUCUGUUCUUUAUAUAGCUGGAGAACCCCCCGGAACACCUCCUGAAGUUCUUCUGCAAGGAAAGCCACAGUUCAAGAACUACUUCAAAGCUAAAUCAGAUUUUGUUCAAGUCCCAAUCCCAGAAGCUGGACUGGAAGGUCUGUGGAAAAGGCUGCUAGUAGAAGACAAGCCAUUAACGAUCUGGAACCCUUAUGGAGGAAUGAUGAGCAAGAUCUCAGAGAAUGAGAUCCCAUUCCCACACAGAAAAGGAAACUUAUUCAAAAUUCAGUAUUUAAGCACAUGGCAGGGUGGAGAUACAGAUGCUGCAAAACACAUAGAGUGGAUCAGAGAACUUUAUAAUUACAUGGCUCCAUAUGUGUCCACAUCUCCAAGAGCAGCAUAUGUCAACUACAGAGAUCUUGAUUUGGGUAUGAACAAGAAGGACAAUACAAGCUUGGUUCAGGCCACUGAGUGGGGGAAUAAAUAUUUCAAGGACAACUUCAAUAGGCUUGUGAAGGUAAAGACAAAAGUUGAUCCUGAGAAUUUUUUCAGGCAUGAACAGAGCAUUCCACCUUUGGCAGGCACUGCAUCAUUUAAAAGAACUACAAAAUACAGAAGAAGAGGUUAUAACUAGUAGUCUACCCAAAACAAUAAACCUCCAGUUAACUGAAUUAUCUUCCUUCUUACAAAUAUCAGAGCUGUCUAGGUUAUGUGGCAGAGAUAUGAGGUCAAAUACUAACUUCUGUAGAAGUAUGAGCAAUAGUUUUUCACUUUUUUACCUUCUGUUAAACUGAGGGUGAGGAUGUGUGUGGUUUGUUACUUGCUAUGUCUACUGAAGAGGAAUUUUCUUUUCUGACUGCUUAUCUUUCUAUAUAAUACGAAAGAGUGGAUUUUGAAUCCUAUGGAGUGGGUUUAGAAUUUUAGUCCAGGAAGGAAGCUAUGUUGGACAAAUAAAUUCAUAGCAAAAGAAUAAAAGUGAUUGGAAAACAAUAAUACCAAAACUUAUAUAGUCA
This is a messenger RNA of Momordica charantia (bitter melon), 2318 nucleotides long. RefSeq names its product monolignol oxidoreductase AtBBE-like 13. NCBI's taxonomy places the organism in Eukaryota, Viridiplantae, Streptophyta, Magnoliopsida, Cucurbitales, Cucurbitaceae. The record is from RefSeq and is a predicted model, not a curated record. Gene Ontology annotation, molecular function: FAD binding; oxidoreductase activity.